AUGAUCAAUGAAAUCAAUGAACAAACAAUAGAACAAAAGCCAUAUUUACCAUUGAAAGAAAAAUCGAGGAAUGAUUUACCUGAUUAUUUAAAAGUAUCCAAUCGUAUAUUUCGACAAAUGUUAAUUAGUUCAUUAGAAGAUGCUGAUACUAUUGUCAAACGAUUAAAUACAAUUGAAAAACUUAAUUUUGCUCGCCAAUAUGCUCAUCUAUUUCAUCGUCUUUUCUAUGUACAAUUACAACAAGAUCAAUGGAAAUAUUACUAUAAUAUUGAUAUAAAAGAAAAUAUUUGGUCAGGACGUGUAUCAACAAAAUGGGCUCUCAUGAAUAGUAUGUGUCAUACAUAUGGACGAUCAAAACAAUUAAUUGAACAACAUCUUCAUAUAACUGCACGACAACUUCAAGAAGCAUCACAAAAAAUACAAGAAUUUUCUAAUCAACCAUUACCUCCAUGUAUAUUAGAAAUGAAUCCUCCAUUAGAUUUUCCAUUUUUUGUUGCUAUUAUCACAGCUUUUGUUCGUAAAGGUCAAUAUAAAAUAAAACAACAAUUUGAAUCGAAGAAAAAAAUGUUAAUAUUAGAUUCAACUGAUCAUCGUUUAGUACAAGCUAUUUAUAAUUUAAAACCAACUAAACAACAAAUUCGUGCCAUUCGUAAUCGAUGGAAAGCAAUCUAUAAUAAAAUACAAAUCAAAGAACAAAUUGAAAUAUUAAAACAUCGAAUACAUUCCAAUCGUUUACCACCUGCAUUCAAUCUUCUUGAUUAUUCUCUUGAUGAAAUUGAAAAAAUAUUAACACGAUCACCAAAAUCUUCCGUUACUAAUAGUACGGAUCAAGAAACCGUUCUAUCUGCUCGUCGUUUAAAAAAAAUUGGUCGAUUCAAAUAUGAUAUACUUGAAUUAAGUAUAGCAGCUGGUGAAAAAAAAGAACGAUAUUGGUCAAAGAAAGCUAAAAUUGAAACAAAAAAAUGA
Messenger RNA from Rotaria sordida, 966 nucleotides. Lineage: Eukaryota; Metazoa; Rotifera; Eurotatoria; Philodinida; Philodinidae. The record is from the annotation of a GenBank genome assembly.